This is a messenger RNA of Geodia barretti, 783 nucleotides long. Lineage: Eukaryota; Metazoa; Porifera; Demospongiae; Tetractinellida; Geodiidae. The record is from the annotation of a GenBank genome assembly.
AUGAGCAACCGCGAGAGUCUGUUGAGCGUCGAAGGCGUCAGCCUGUCCUUCGGCGCCGUGCAAGCGCUGAUCGACGUCAGCAUCGAGGUCUACGGCGGCGAAAUCCUCGCCAUCAUCGGCCCGAACGGCGCCGGCAAGACCUCGCUGCUCAACGUCAUCAACGGCGUCUAUCGCCCGCAGCAGGGCCGCCUGGUGUUCAUGGGCCAGACCCGCCCGCGCAACCUGCGCCCCUAUCACGUCGCCCGCCAGGGCAUCGCCCGCACCUUUCAGAAUGUGGCGUUGUUCAAGGGCAUGAGCACCCUCGACAACCUCAUGACCGGCCGCGUUCUGCACAUGCGCAGCGGCCUGCUGAGCCAGGCGCUGUACUGGGGCCGGGCGCUGCGUGAGGAGGAGUCGCACCGGGCGUACGUCGAGCGGGUAAUCAACUUUCUGGAGAUCGAGGCCAUUCGCAAGACUCCGGUCGGGCGCCUGCCAUACGGCUUGCAGAAACGCGUUGAAUUGGGCCGUGCGCUGGCCGCCGAACCGCGCCUGCUGCUGCUCGAUGAACCCAUGGCCGGCAUGAACGUGGAGGAGAAGGAGGACAUGUGCCGCUUCAUCCUCGACAUUCGCGACGAGUUUGACAUUACCUGCGUGCUCAUCGAGCACGACAUGGGCGUGGUGAUGGACAUCUCGGACCGCGUCGUGGUGCUCGACUACGGCCGCAAGAUCGCCGACGGAUCGCCGGACGAGGUGCGCGCCAACCCGGACGUCAUCGACGCCUACCUGGGUGUGGCGCACACCUGA